UUAUUUGUGAAUGCAGAUGGGACUCAACUCAUAAUAGUCAACAACUGCAAGGAGAGCAUAUGGCCUGGGAUUCUCGGCAGCGCAGGGCAUCCAUCUCCUGCGGACGGUGGUUUCCAUCUUGGCAGCAAUGAGCAAGUUGUUCUCGAAGUCCCAGAGAAAUGGCCAGGUAGGCUUUGGGGUAGGCAAGGUUGUUGUUUUGAUCAAAAUGGCAAGGGAAGAUGUGUUACUGGUGACUGCUCGCCAAUGGAGGGUACUGGUGGCGAGCCUCCGGCAUCAGUGGUCGAAAUGACACUAGGGACAUCUACAUCGCCCCUUCGUUACUAUGAUGUGAGUUUGGUAGAUGGUUUUAACCUUCCGGUCUCUAUGGUUCCAGUGGGAGGUGGGGUUGGAUGUGGUGUUGCAGGAUGUGAAACGGACCUGAAGAUUUGCUGUCCAUCAGCUUGUCCAUCAGUUACCUUUAGCAGACAGCCAGAUGUUGAGCUGUGUAAUUACGUCACGUUUAGAACACAUGAGUUAAACCAAGAUUAUCAUUAG
Papaver somniferum (opium poppy) is the source of this 534-nucleotide messenger RNA. Its product is annotated as thaumatin-like protein. The annotation marks the transcript as partial. The record is from RefSeq and is a predicted model, not a curated record. Lineage: Eukaryota; Viridiplantae; Streptophyta; Magnoliopsida; Ranunculales; Papaveraceae. Gene Ontology annotation, cellular component: extracellular region. The transcript has a single exon. Gene Ontology annotation, biological process: defense response.